ACGGUUUUUGAUCUGAAAUAGGCGAAUAUAACAAGCUGAGUACGACAAUCUAGCAACGUUGGUAGUGAGGUCCUCGGCCAUCUUGACAAGAGUGGUGGUUGUGGCCGCUAGUGAGAUACCUCUGUCCCGCCGCUCCCUCCCACAGGCCAGCCAUGUCAGAAAGCGAUGCAAGUUAUCACUCAGAUUCUGAGGCAGAGAAGUCUGGUCCAGGAAGUGACAGUGAGGGAGAAACUAGAAGGAGUCGCAGCCGAAGUGUGAGCCAUGGCCGCUCUGCAAGCAGAAGUCGCAGUGGCAGCGGUAGUCGCAGCCGCAGCCGCAGCAGAUCUGGCAGCAGAAGCAGGAGUCGGAGCAGAAGCAGGAGUCACAGCAGAAGCAGAAGUAGAAGUAGAAGUCGCUCUGUUAGGUCAGAUGAGGCCAUGGAAGCUCGCAGUGGAGAAGAAGAGAUAAGUGGGGAUGAAGAACCAGCAGAUGGCGAAGAUCUUGUAAAUUCAGGUUAUGACAGUGAAGAAGAUGAAGAGGAUGAGAGGCAUGUAAAAAAGCGAAGAAAGAAAGGAGUAGUAUCUGAUUACUUCUUGGAGGAGGCUGAAGUUGAUGAUGAUGAGGGGGAAGAUGAUGAGGAUGAAGAGGUUGAUGAUUAUGACCUCUUGGCUAAUGAAAAAGAUGAAGUGGGUGUCACUGCCCGGGAGAUUGAAGCCAACCGAAGAGCACACAGUGUUUGGGAUAAUGAAAGAGAAGAAGAAAUUGAAGAAUAUUAUCGUCGCAAAUAUGCUGAAGAGACUUCUGCUGCCAUGCGCUUUGGAGAAGGAGGCGAAGAAAUGAGCGAUGAAAUCACUCAGCAAACUCUCUUGCCAGGUGUAAAAGACCCAAAUUUGUGGAUGGUGAAGUGUCGUAUUGGUGAAGAAAAGGUGACUUGUUUACAGUUGAUUCGCAAGAUGUUUGCAUACCAGUUUACAGAUGAUCCUCUCCAGAUCAAGUCUGUAGUGGCCCCAGAAGGUGUGAAGGGAUACAUUUAUAUUGAAGCCUACAAGCAGUCCCAUGUUAAAUCAGCAAUGGAAGGAAUAUCUAACCUGCGGCUGGGCAUAUGGAGACAAACUAUGGUGCCAAUCAAUCAAAUGACAGACGUGCUGCGUGUGGUGAAGGAGGUGCCUACACUGAAGCGAGGGGCGUGGGUCAGGCUGAAGAGAGGGAUCUUCAAGGACGACUUGGCACAAGUUGAUUAUGUGGAUGCAUCACAGAACACAGUUCACCUCAAGCUUAUUCCUCGCAUUGAUUACACACGCAUGCGAGGAGCUCUGAAAUCCAGUCAGCCAGAAAAUGAUCUCAAAAGGAAGAAACCCAGACGACCUGCCCAGAAGCUGUUUGACACUGAUGCUAUUCGUGCCAUUGGUGGUGAGGUCACUCAGGAUGGUGAUUUCCUCAUUUUUGAAGCUAAUCGUUACACUCACAAGGGAUAUUUAUAUAAAUCAUUUGCCAUCUCGGCAAUUGUAGCAGAUGGAGUAAAGCCAACACUAAGUGAACUUGAGAAAUUUGAGGAGCAAAGUCUAGCAGACAUGGAGCUUACCACAACUGGUCGUGAAGAUGAAGGCCACAGCUUUGCUCCAGGUGACAAUGUUGAAGUGGUUGACGGUGAAUUGAUGAACCUGAUGGGCGCUGUGACACGCGUUGAUGGAAACAAGAUUACGAUUUUCCCCAAACAUGAAGAUCUGAAGGAUGAAUUGGAAUUCCUUGCCCAUGAGCUAAAGAAAUACUUUAACCAAGGUGACCACGUGAAAGUCAUUGCAGGAAGAUACGAAGGGGACACAGGACUCAUUGUCAGAGUAGAAGAAAAUAUGAUUGUUCUCUUCUCUGACUUGACAAUGCAUGAACUGAAGGUACUGCCACGAGACCUACAGCUUUGUGCUGAUGUUGCCACUGGAGUCGACUCUCUUGGACAGUUUCAGUGGGGAGACCUGGUAUCCCUUGAUGCCCAGACUGUAGGUGUGAUCGUGAGACUCGAAAAGGAAAAUUUUCAAGUUUUGAACAUGCAUGGCAAGCUUGUCCAUGUCAAACCUCAGGCUGUGCACAAGAAAAAGGAAAACAGACGUGCCAUGGCUUUGGAUUCUGAACAGAGUACAAUUCAAGUGAAGGACAUUGUGAAAGUUAUUGAUGGUCCGCAUUCAGGUCGACAAGGUGAAAUACGACAUCUGUAUCGAAACUUUGCCUUCUUGCAUUCCAAGAUAAUGAUUGAAAAUGGUGGAAUAUUUGUUUGCAAGACGAGGCAUUUGUCCCAAGCUGGCGGAGGAAAGUCAAGUGGAGGUGGGCUAGGUGGAGGGGGCCUUGGCAUGGGCAUGGGCUUCAUGUCUCCACGGCUGUCCUCACCCGGCCACUCCACAGGGGGUCAAAGUGAACGAGGUGACCACGGAGGUUCAGGAGGAGGAGGAGGAGGGGGAGGAGGAGGCUUUGGUGAGCGAGGUCGUGGUCGUGGAAGAGGAAGAGGAGCAGGCAGGGACAGAGGUAUCAUUGGCCAGACCAUCAAGAUCACACAGGGACCAUACAAAGGCCACGUUGGUAUUGUCAAGGAUGCAACAGAUACUACCGUCCGUGUUGAGCUGCACUCCAAGUGUCAGACCAUCAUUGUCGAUCGUUCCCGUGUAUCUGUUGUUGGGUCCGCAAGCGCCAAGGCUGGAUCUUUCACUUCAUACACACGCACACCAACAUGGGGUGGAAGUACAACACCCAUGUAUGGCAACACUGGAUCUCGCACUCCUAUGUAUGGCUCACAGACACCACAGUACGAUGGUUCCCGUACCCCACAUUAUGGGAGCAUGACACCUUCACACGAUGGAUCAGCAACUCCUGGCAGACAAUCAGCCUGGGACCCCACCAUCACCAACACUCCUGCUCGCCACUCUGAGUUUGAUGAUUACUCCUUUGAUGAAGCUUCCCCGUCACCAGCAUAUAAUCCAGGAACUCCAGGCUACCAGUCAGAUGCAGGUCAGGGUCCCUACACACCCCAGACCCCAGGCACAGUGUACAGUUCUGACCACAACUACAGCCCCUACCAGCCUGAACCAUCCCCUUCUGGAUACCAGCCGGCUGGUGGCAGUCCUGCAGCAUAUGUUGGCACACCAAGCCCAGGCACUGGUUAUCAAGGUUCUCCAUCUCCUGUGUCUGGCUAUGCCUCACCAUCACCACUGGCUUCCUUCAGCCCUAUGACACCAGGAGCAGCAUCACCAUAUAAUCCUCAAACACCAGGGGCUGGUAUGGAUACACUUGGCAUGCAUGACUGGCAGACAGCAGACAUUGAAGUAAGAAUCAAGGAGACACACGAUGAUUCGGGUCUGAUUGGCCAGACUGGCGUCAUCCGGGGAGUGUCGGGUGGGAUGUGCUCGGUGUUCUUACCAGAAGAAGAACGUGUUGUUAAUAUUCUUGGUGAACAUCUAGAACCUGUAACACCAGCCCAGUUUGACCGUGUAAAAGUGAUCUUUGGUGAAGAACGUGAACAGACAGGCAGCCUACUAUCCAUUGAUCAUAAUGAGGGUGUGGUGAAGCUUGACCAUGCUGAUGUGAAGAUGUUGCAGCUACGCUAUCUUUGCAAAAUGAAAUAAUCUGCCAAGCAUAUAUUUAUAUUUUGGAUGAAUGUUAUUUUUUGUGGUCAACAAUUUUUAUUCAAAUAUUGGUUAAGGAAAGUUAAGCUUUGUGAUAAACACAAAUUUCUAAAUGUUAUUUUAUGUAUGAUUUGUUGAAUUUAUAGUGUGGGACCAGAGUAGUAUAUUCAACAUUUACCUUAGUGUCAACAAGGUACAUGUAUUUAAAUUUUUGUUAGUCAAAAGUGAAUUGAAUUAUGAUGCAAACUUUCAGCAGUGUAUUGGAGAUCAGCUUAUGUUCUAUCCUGGAUCCUUCAUUAUCUAGCUAUAAAAGAAUGAGCUAUUAAGAACCUUAAGUUAGGAAACCUUUUGAAAGGUAAAGCAAGUAUGUGAUUGUUCGUAAUUUCAACCUCCAGUCAAGUAGUUAUCAUGUGACUCAUUUUCUCAUCCUUACAUUGUGUGCUGUUACCAUUGUAGUAUAUUUGGUCUUUAUUGAACAAAUGUAUCACUGCAAAUUACAUUUUUUCUUGUUUCUGUGGAGUGUUUGUUAGGUCUAAAUUUCAGCAACACAAUUACAAAAAAGUUCUAGAUCAGCUUAUAGUGGGGUGAAAAGUAGAAAUAGCACCCACUUCUUCAUAUUCUACACCACAUGGUCAGAAACCAGCCAGGAGAGGUUGACCUUCACUUUUUUUCUCCCUGGAAAAGGUAUUAGUUUUGGAUAAGUUGCUUGUGUAUAUGGGGGAGUUUUGCCCUCUGGUUGUAACUUGUGUAACCUUCUAUCAUGGUUGGCACAGGUCAGUUUCAGCACACUGCAACUGUAGUUUUAUUUAAGUCUGUGACCCUUUACUCUUCCUAGUAGGCAUAGCAAAGGAACUGAAUAUAGUUUAUAUACUUUUGUUUGAGGAUGCUGAAUCAGCUUUUCAUCUUCUCAUGUUCAUAUUAGUUCCUCUCAUGGACAAAAUUCUGUUAGUUGAAACUUUUGGACAAGUAGGGUUUUAAGUGCAGUAUUUUGAUAGGGAUGGGAAAUAGACAAACUGCCCAUGUAAGUUGAAAAUGGCAAAUUCUGUGGGGAUAAUAAUAUUUUUACUAAUUUAAAUUUCAAUAAUUUUGUAAAUAAUAACUUUAUAUUUUCAAGGCA
Messenger RNA from Eriocheir sinensis (Chinese mitten crab), 4704 nucleotides. It is a transcript of the gene Spt5, whose product is annotated as transcription elongation factor SPT5-like. The transcript is spliced from 22 exons. Gene Ontology annotation, biological process: transcription elongation by RNA polymerase II; regulation of transcription by RNA polymerase II; transcription elongation-coupled chromatin remodeling. Gene Ontology annotation, cellular component: DSIF complex. The record is from RefSeq and is a predicted model, not a curated record. Lineage: Eukaryota; Metazoa; Arthropoda; Malacostraca; Decapoda; Varunidae. The coding region runs from base 153 to 3587 and encodes 1144 amino acids. Gene Ontology annotation, molecular function: mRNA binding; protein binding.